AUAUAGAGAUUUGAGUAAAUCACAUUCCCUUUGUAAAUGCUCUAUGUUCCCAUGAAACACAGCCACGAUAUUAUCUCCCUUCUUGGCCCCCUCCAUCUCCCUUCCCCUUGAGACAUUCUUCUACUUUCUAUUUGUUGGCACCUGGCCAAACCCUAGCCAAAAGAUUCAAUUUCUGUGUAGGAAACAGAAGCUAUUGGUACCCAGGUUCUGUUUCACCAGAAAGGCUCAGUCUCCACACCCGCUGAUUUCAUGCCCACGUUGAUCAGUUUUCAUCUCGUUAUGCCAGGCAUGUCCAAACCUAACAGAGGCUUCAGUUAGCUGGGAUACCCCUGAGAUUGCUAUGCAAAGAUUGUUCUCCUGAGAGCAAAUGCCAGAUCCUGCCAGAGUCUUACUAGCUAGGUUAACACAAACUUUUUAUGAAAUAAUAGUCACCCUGAACAGCUACUUUCCCCUAAAUUAAAAAGGCUACAAAAUUUUUGUCUUACCCCAAAUUUAAUGUAUAAAAAUUACCUGAACUCUAGAGAUGAAAAAUGUAAACAUAGCACCCUCUAUACUAGGAAUCUUAACCAUUUAUUGAUGUCACACACAUAUUCUCUCCCAUAUUUGUAGAUUUGUUAAAGAGAAUUCACAGGCCUCCUUAUAUUUGAAUACAACUGUCUCAAGAACUCUUAAAAAUGUACUUCUUGAAGUAUUCUUGGACCUGGCAUGAAACAAUAAAGCUGUGAAUGAACACAUAAUUCAUUUACCUACAGCUACUUCUUAGUCUAUUUUGGGAAGUCCUACUCUGCCACUGAAGUGGUGCUUUCUCCCACUCAGGAAGAGGAACUGUCAGCACUCUCAUUCAGAACUUGCCUUCUACUUAGCACGGAUGGCGGAAAGUACAAAAACGCUGGGCAUGAGAUGCUGUUAAAAAUCCUUCUGUGCUCACAGGGGAGGCAUUCCAAAGCCAGCCCUCAUGGAUAGAAGUAAAACUCCAUCCUCAAGUCAAGCUGGACUUCUGAAUGUCGAGUUAAAAUGAAAUUAUCAUGGUAACACAUUACCUGGGCUUCCAAUCAGGGAGCGAUUGAAGGCUCCUUGGUGGCUAAGGUAUGGCUCAGAGCCAAGUGUGGUGUUCCAGGGUACCAAGUCCUCUGCUCAAUAGCUUUCAUUCUGAGUGGCACCAACACAUUUAUAAUGGAGAGUCUCUCCUAACUUUUAUCAUCACCAGGAAGUGUGUUCAUCAAGGUGUUAUCUAUUCUACUAGCCUUGAUGCUCACUGUUCUAGUUAAAAGGCUAUCCAAAAAUACUAUGUCUUGGGGUACUACUGAGAUUUGUUGAAACAUUGGAUAAUUGUUCCCCUUCCCCCUCACCCAACCCAUCAUGUUGACAGUAAAGUCCCUUAUCCUUGAGGCAGCUGACAUUUCAGAGGGGCUCAAGGGUGCUUAGCUUGAAAACAAGAACAAAAUAUGUCUGAUCACGCCCGUGUCAACUGUGGUUAAGUGUGGGAACCAGGAUAAGGACAACUGAAGGCAUGGAUUGAGUUGUAAGGGGCCGCCUCCUUUUCCCUAGGCCCAGUUAUUGUCAACAUGAGGGUUUGUUCUAGAGCUACUGUCUUAUCUGCCACAUUCCUUUUUCAUAAGAAGGCAAUUUGGUAGCAUCAGAAUUUAUCAUUGUUUUUGUCCAAAAAUGUGUGUCCCAGGCCAGGCGCUGUGGCUCAUGCCUGUAAUCCUAGCACUUUGGGAGGCCGAGGUGGGUGGAUCACCUGAGGUCAGGAGUUUGAGACCAGCCUCACCAAUAUGAUGAAACCCCGUCUCUACUAAAAAUACAAAAAAUUAGCCAGGUGUGGUGGCGUGCACCUGUAGUCCCAGCUACUUGGGAGGCUGAGGCGGGAGAAUUGCUUGAACCUGGGAUGCAGAGGUUGCAGUGAGCUGAGAUAGCGCCACUGCACUCCAGCCUAGGUGACAGAGUGAGACUCUGUCUCAAAAAAUAAAAAAUAAAAAAUAAAUGUGUGUCCCUCCAGUGCCGCUUGCCCCUUGUUCUCCCAAGCACCAGGGGGACCCCUGGUCUUAGAUUCAAGUUGCAUCACUAGACUAACCAGCUCUGGGAACCAGAGGGACACUGGAGGAACUAGUUUGGGAAAUGAAAAACAUCUGCAAUGAGAGUAUUACUAGAACAUUUGCAUCGGGAAAAACAGAAAAGGUGAUCUUUCAAGCACUCAAGGAGUUAGGUCUUCCCAGUGGAAAGAAUGAUGAAAUUGAGCCCACAGCAUUUUCUUAUGAAAAGUUCUAUGAACUGACACAAAAGAUUUGUCCUCGGACAGAUAUAGAAGAUCUUUUCAAAAAAAUCAAUGGAGACAAAACUGAUUAUUUAACGGUAGACCAAUUAGUGAGCUUUCUAAAUGAACAUCAACGAGAUCCUCGAUUGAAUGAAAUUUUAUUUCCAUUUUAUGAUGCCAAAAGGGCAAUGCAGAUCAUUGAGAUGUAUGAACCUGAUGAAGAUUUGAAGAAAAAAGGCCUUAUAUCAAGUGAUGGGUUUUGCAGAUAUCUGAUGUCAGAUGAAAACGCCCCAGUCUUCCUAGAUCGUUUAGAACUUUACCAAGAAAUGGACCAUCCUCUGGCUCACUACUUCAUCAGUUCUUCCCAUAACACUUAUCUCACUGGCAGACAGUUCGGCGGGAAGUCUUCGGUAGAAAUGUACAGACAGGUUCUCCUGGCUGGUUGCAGAUGUGUUGAACUUGACUGCUGGGAUGGAAAAGGUGAAGACCAAGAACCAAUAAUAACUCAUGGAAAAGCAAUGUGUACAGAUAUCCUUUUUAAGGAUGUAAUUCAAGCCAUCAAGGAAACUGCAUUUGUCACAUCAGAAUAUCCUGUAAUUCUCUCCUUUGAAAAUCACUGCAGCAAAUAUCAACAGUACAAGAUGUCCAAAUAUUGCGAAGAUCUAUUUGGGGAUCUCCUGUUGAAACAAGCACUUGAAUCACAUCCACUUGAACCAGGCAGGGCUUUGCCAUCCCCCAAUGACCUCAAAAGAAAAAUACUCAUAAAAAACAAGCGGCUGAAACCUGAAGUUGAAAAAAAACAGCUGGAAGCUUUGAGAAGCAUGAUGGAAGCUGGAGAAUCUGCCUCCCCAGCAAACAUCUUAGAGGACGAUAAUGAAGAGGAGAUCGAAAGUGCUGACCAAGAGGAGGAAGCUCACCCCGAAUUCAAAUUUGGAAAUGAACUUUCUGCUGAUGACUUGGGUCACAAGGAAGCUGUUGCAAAUAGCGUCAAGAAGGCUUCAGAUGACCUUGAACAUGAAAACAACAAAAAGGGCCUGGUCACUGUAGAAGAUGAGCAGGCGUGGAUGGCAUCUUAUAAAUAUGUAGGUGCUACCACUAAUAUCCAUCCAUAUUUGUCCACAAUGAUCAACUACGCCCAGCCUGUAAAGUUUCAAGGUUUCCAUGUGGCAGAAGAACGCAAUAUUCAUUAUAACAUGUCUUCUUUUAAUGAAUCAGUCGGUCUUGGCUACUUGAAGACACAUGCAAUUGAAUUUGUCAAUUAUAACAAACGGCAAAUGAGUCGCAUUUACCCCAAGGGAGGCCGAGUCGAUUCCAGUAAUUACAUGCCUCAGAUUUUCUGGAACGCUGGCUGCCAGAUGGUUUCACUGAACUAUCAAACCCCAGAUUUAGCGAUGCAAUUGAAUCAGGGAAAAUUUGAGUAUAAUGGAUCGUGCGGGUACCUUCUCAAACCAGAUUUCAUGAGGCGGCCUGAUCGAACAUUUGACCCCUUCUCUGAAACUCCUGUUGAUGGUGUUAUUGCAGCCACUUGCUCAGUGCAGGUUAUAUCAGGUCAAUUCUUAUCAGAUAAGAAAAUUGGCACCUACGUAGAGGUGGAUAUGUAUGGGUUGCCCACUGACACCAUACGUAAGGAAUUCCGAACUCGCAUGGUUAUGAAUAAUGGACUCAAUCCAGUUUACAAUGAAGAGUCAUUUGUAUUUCGGAAGGUGAUCCUGCCGGACCUGGCUGUCUUGAGAAUAGCUGUGUAUGAUGAUAACAACAAGCUGAUUGGCCAGAGGAUCCUCCCGCUUGAUGGCCUCCAAGCCGGAUAUCGACACAUUUCCCUUCGAAAUGAGGGAAAUAAACCAUUAUCACUACCAACAAUUUUCUGCAAUAUUGUUCUUAAAACAUAUGUGCCUGAUGGAUUUGGAGAUAUCGUGGAUGCUUUAUCAGAUCCAAAGAAAUUUCUCUCAAUUACAGAAAAGAGAGCAGACCAAAUGAGAGCUAUGGGCAUUGAAACUAGUGACAUAGCCGACGUGCCCAGUGACACUUCCAAAAAUGACAAGAAAGGAAAGGCCAACACCGCCAAAGCAAAUGUGACCCCUCAGAGUAGCUCUGAGCUCAGACCAACCACCACGGCUGCCCUGGCCUCUGGUGUGGAAGCCAAGAAAGGUAUUGAACUUAUCCCUCAAGUAAGGAUAGAAGACUUAAAGCAGAUGAAGGCUUACUUGAAGCAUUUAAAGAAACAGCAGAAGGAGCUAAAUUCUUUAAAGAAGAAACAUGCAAAGGAACACAGUACCAUGCAGAAGUUACACUGCACGCAAGUUGACAAAAUUGUGGCACAGUAUGACAAAGAGAAGUCGACUCAUGAGAAAAUCCUAGAGAAGGCAAUGAAGAAGAAGGGGGGAAGUAAUUGUCUCGAAAUGAAAAAAGAAACAGAAAUCAAAAUUCAGACGCUGACAUCAGAUCACAAAUCUAAGGUCAAAGAGAUUGUAGCACAGCACACAAAGGAAUGGUCAGAAAUGAUCAAUACCCACAGUGCUGAGGAGCAAGAAAUCCGAGACCUGCACCUCAGCCAGCAGUGUGAGCUGCUGAAAAAGCUACUCAUCAAUGCCCACGAGCAGCAAACCCAGCAGCUGAAACUGUCCCAUGACAGGGAAAGCAAGGAAAUGCGAGCACACCAGGCUAAGAUUUCUAUGGAAAAUAGCAAAGCCAUCAGCCAAGAUAAAUCUAUCAAGAAUAAAGCAGAACGGGAAAGGCGAGUCAGGGAGUUAAACAGCAGCAACACUAAAAAGUUUCUGGAAGAAAGAAAGAGACUUGCCAUGAAGCAGUCCAAAGAAAUGGAUCAGUUGAAAAAAGUCCAGCUUGAACAUCUAGAAUUCCUAGAGAAACAGAAUGAGCAGCUUUUGAAAUCCUGUCAUGCAGUGUCCCAAACGCAAGGCGAAGGAGAUGCAGCAGAUGGUGAAAUUGGAAGCCGAGAUGGACCGCAGACCAGCAACAGUAGUAUGAAACUCCAAAAUGCAAACUGAAGCAGCAAACCCACAAAGCAUCAAAAGACUCACUCACAAACUUCUGAACACAAACUCCAUGGAUGAAAGCUGUUUAUUUUGUUUCCUUUAUGUGUAAACAAGAUGAUAUCUGAAACCAGAGAGACUUGGAAUGUCUGACUGACUUCUAUUUAACAGCUUGAGUAUUGCAUUUCCUUGGCCAAACAAAAAUAGCUACAAAUCCACAAAAAUUUACUAUUCCAGUAAGGCAGAGUCCAACCAUUGAUAAUACAACUUAAACAUGUUUGCUAUAAAAUACCAUCACAAGUAAAUGAGCUUGGUGUGAACAACUCUCCUUUGUGAUGCCUUAGGACAUGUUUGAACUGCAGCAAAAAACAAAAACAAAAAACAGUGCAUUAGCAAUUUCAUAGCAAGUGCAUGCACUAGGAAAAGAAAACUCUGUCUACAAGUUUAUUAGCAGAAGUGGUGGUCUGCUAGACAAAUAAUUUUGCAAAAUUUUUCUACAUCUAAGUUACCUCAUCAGUAAGUGCCAUGUCUCUACCAUGCCAUCAGAGGCUAAUUUCCUGUAAAAGUUGUGGAAAUUGUUAGAACAAUAGAAAAAUAGAGCAGUGUAUGUGUGCCAAAACUCAUCAUUACUCAAAGGAGAACUGUGUUAGGCACAUUUAAGAAAGUUUACAUCUGACAUUGCUUUAUAGGAAUUGUUUCUGCAGAUUCCGGAUAUUAUAAUUCACACCAUAAAGAUUGUGAAGUGGUUAUUGGCAAACGUUUGUAAAUGUGACCAUGUAUAAAGUAUUUAUACUCUUUAAUUCACACUGUUAGAGAGCAAAAUCAUCUAAGUAUUGCCACAUGACAAGAUUAGUAAACAGGAAUACUAGAACUAUGUUUGCAUGAUACACAAGCACCAAUAAAGACUAAUCCAUACACAGUUAACCUAAUGCCAAAUAAAUACUGGUUAAAUAAAUGUAUGGCACAGAAUAUAAUUUGACUAUCAAGACUUUUAGCAUAAUGAAAAACCCUCUCUCUAUAUAUAUAUGUGUAUAUGAAUUAUGUGGGCAUUCUUGAUACUUCAAGUUCUAGUUUGAAAAAAAUACAUAACUAAUUUAAUUUUACACAAAAAUAUUUAUGCAGAUUUUCAGAAUUUCAUAUCAGGAAAUGACCUUUUUAUGUCUGUUAAAUAUCAAAACAAUUUGCUACAGUGUUAAUCUGCAUGGUCUUUAAGCCUGCUGUAGUUGAGUUGCAGACAGUGCAUGAAAAAGUAUUCCGCUGGGAAUUGAGCCAUGCCACCAAAGCCAAGAGGAGCGCAUGGAAACCCGGUAGUCUAGAACUAAUCAGAUUACUGAUUUUAGGGCACAGCACCAGAUGAAUUGUUGUAUAUGCUUGUAAAAAUUGAUUCUGUGUGUUCCUCUGAACAAAGCGGAGAAAAUGAUGAUACCAUCAAUAUUGAAAUUAAACUUCCAACUUCUCUAAUAAAAAAUUAAAACACGCAUAACACUCGUCAAGAGUAUUUGCUCCCAAGACACAUUCUAGCAAAUGUUUUGCCUUUUUCAUAUACAUGAUAUCAUCGUUAUUUUCAAAGGGGGCUUAUUAAUACCCUCAGCAUGUUUUUCACCCAAAUGAUGCAAAACAUGCAGAUUCUAGUUGACUUCAGUUGUAAUAGACUUGUUUUUCUCCUAUUUAUGAUUUGAAGUGGAUUCUGUAAAAUAUCUCUUGUUCUUAGUUUCCUUAUCUGUAAAACAGUGGAGUUAGACUACAUAUCUUUUGGCACUAACAUCUCAUGAAAAAUUAUGGUUAAUAAAAUAUCACCACAUUUGGAUUGCCAA
Messenger RNA from Homo sapiens (human), 7058 nucleotides. It is a transcript of the gene PLCB4, whose product is annotated as phospholipase C beta 4. The transcript has 32 exons. Gene Ontology annotation, molecular function: phosphatidylinositol-4,5-bisphosphate phospholipase C activity; C-type glycerophospholipase activity; phosphatidylinositol phospholipase C activity. Gene Ontology annotation, cellular component: plasma membrane. Bases 2119 to 5259 code for a protein of 1046 amino acids. Gene Ontology annotation, biological process: signal transduction; intracellular signal transduction; lipid metabolic process. Lineage: Eukaryota; Metazoa; Chordata; Mammalia; Primates; Hominidae. The record is from RefSeq and is a predicted model, not a curated record.